Messenger RNA from Trypanosoma rangeli, 1668 nucleotides. RefSeq names its product putative chromatin assembly factor 1 subunit B. The record is from RefSeq and is a predicted model, not a curated record. The transcript has a single exon. NCBI's taxonomy places the organism in Eukaryota, Euglenozoa, Kinetoplastea, Trypanosomatida, Trypanosomatidae. Gene Ontology annotation, molecular function: nucleosome binding; protein binding. Gene Ontology annotation, biological process: DNA-templated transcription; chromatin organization. Gene Ontology annotation, cellular component: nucleus; HIR complex. The coding region runs from base 1 to 1668 and encodes 555 amino acids.
AUGACCUCCACUGCCUGUCAGCCCAUCCGUGUGCGGACGCUAGAGAUUUUGUGGCACGGCAGUGAGCGUGAAGAGGAAGCGGUGCAGUUGGGUUUACAGCGUGUCGCCAUUGAGGGUAUUGUGUCGAUUGAUUACAACAGUGAGAAGGAUCGUAUAGUGACUUGUGGUGGUGAUGGUUACAUACGCCUGUGGCAGCUGCACCCUGCAGCCACCGAUAGCUGGCUCGCCAACAGUCAAAAUGACAUGACGGCGUGUGUGAGCUUUGUCGCUGGGAUGUGGACGUCGUGUAUGCCGUUGACAGCGCGUUGGUCCCCGCACGGGGGGAUGAUUGCUUCUGCCCAUUGUGAGGGGCAAAUCUACCUGUGGUGGCAAGAGAAGCAUCUGGAGGGGAAGAAGGAGGAGUGGAAAGACUAUCGACAUCUUUCUGGCCAUGUGAUUGACGUGUGUGACCUGUGCUUUUCACCUGACUCGAGGUAUCUUCUUAGUGCUGGUGGGGAUGGCAGUGUUGUUAUUCACGACCUUGAGGGGUCCACGGUUCCCGUGGUGCAGCUAACGGAGGUGCACCACAAGUUCUGCCGGGGGGUGGCAUGGGACCCGUGGCGUCGCUACGUCGCGAGUUUUGGUGGAGGGCCUUCGCUACUGUUUUUCACCUAUACUUCCAAGCCAGCAGGGGCGUCGCGACGCGUGCAUUUGACAGGACAACGCAAGGCACCGGGGGACUACAUUGGGGAGUUAUGCGCUACAAUGUUUCGGCGCUUCGGGUGGUCUCCGGACGGGUCGUUGGUAGCCGUUCCUUACGGGAAAGCGUCGCAUCAUUAUCAGAGCCACAGUAAUCACAACAACACCAACCAAAGCAGUGGCAACGGUGACAAUGCAACGCAUGGGGGGGACGAUAUGGUUCACUGCGUCUACAUCUACACACGCAAUGCCUUGGACAAGGUGGCUGCUCGGCUGACGAUCCGCGGUUACUCAGAGGUGCGUGGGGUGCUGUGGGCACCGUGCUUCCUGGAGCCAAUUGACAGCGAAGACGACAGUUGUAACGGCAAUCGUGUGGAGAAUCAUGAGAGAAACAAGGAGGAAAGCGAAGGGGAAUGGGGUGUUAAAAAGGAAGGAGCGGCCGGAGUCAGUGCGGAGAGACAACAACGUGGUUUGGCGGAUCGUGGCUCUUGGGGACCGGAUGACUAUCGUAUGGCAAUGGCGGUCUGGACAGCGGAUGCGGUGGUUGUGUACACUACCGACAGUGCUGUACGCCACAGUGACUACACGGAUCUUCACAUGCGCAGCAUUUCCGAUGUGGCGUGGAGUCCCAACGCCAUCUACUUGCUGACCGCCUCGCUUGAUGGCUACAUCUCUGUCAUAUCCACCGGUGGUUCUCUCGGUGUUGCCCACAAACUUCCACUCUUCUCUAUGAAGCCUGCAACGGUGGCUUUGUGCAGCCUACUGUCCGAUAUCAGCAGCCUUGGGAAAAAAAUGGAACUCAAAAGAUGGUCCGCAACGGAUGUUGCGUCAGGGGCAAAGACUUCAUCUGAUGGCAGUGCCGUUUCGCACGCGCCCGUGAAGAAGAAAAGGAAGUUGGGUAAGGAACCGCAGCAGCAACAGCACGAAAAAGAAUUGAGUAGUAAAAUGAUACCGCUCAGUGAACUUUCAGAAUUGAUGGAGAACACUUGA